AUGGGCCUUAAUCCGUGAUUAUAUAUUCCGGCCCAAAUUAAACCCAUUUAACUAAGCUCUAUAUUGUUUGUUUAUUUUUGUAUUGAAGCGCCAAAACAAUAUCUAGAAGAGAAAAAGAUCGCAUCCAUCUUUAUACUCUUUGGCCCUUUGAGAGAGGGAACAACACAAGACCUCGUCUACUACUUCAUUCCCCUUCUCGAAUCGAAUCGAAUCAUCGUCUUCUUCUUCUCUCUCAGCCUAACGAAAAACCACAUCGACAUGGCUAAGGAACUUGCAGCGAAGGCCAAAGAGGCUUUCGUAGACGACGACUUCGAUGAAGCUGUUGACUUAUACUCAAAAGCCAUUGACUUGGAUCCCAACUGCGCUGAGUUCUUCGCGGAUCGUGCUCAGGCCAACGUCAAACUCGAAAACUUGAUCGAAGCAGUGGAAGAUGCGAACAAAGCUAUAGAGUUGGAUCCUUUAUUGACCAAAGCCUACUUAAGAAAGGGAACUGCUUGUAUGAAGCUUGAAGAAUAUCAAACUGCGAAAAAUGCUCUUGAAAAGGGUGCUUCAAUUGCACCAAGUGAAUCCAAAUUCAAGAAGCUGAUAGACGAAUGCGACCUUCGUAUCUCAGAAGAAGAGAAAAUUUUGGUUCAACCGGUGGCAUCUCCAUCAGUGAAAGCUGAUCUCACCCAUGUGUCUUCAGCACCUGCCAAACCAAAGUUCAGACACGACUACUACCAAAAGCCAGAAGAAGUUGUGGUGACUAUAUUCGCAAAAGGGAUACCGAAGCAGAAUGUUAAUAUCGACUUUGGUGAACAAGUUCUGAGUGUUGUGAUUGAUGUUCCUGGAGAGGAGGAAGCGUAUCAUCUCCAGCCCAGACUGUUUGGAAAGAUAGUACCAGAGAAGUGCAGAUAUGAAGUAUUAUCAACCAAAGUCGAGAUCCGUCUAGCAAAAGCAGAGAUCAUCACAUGGGCCUCUCUUGAACACGCCAAAGUGCCAGCGGUUUUGCCAAAGCCAAAUGUCUUAUCAGAGGUUUCAGUGAGACCUGCUUAUCCUUCUUCCAAGAAAGUAAAGGACUGGGACAAGCUUGAAGCCGAAGUGAAGAAACAGGAGAAUGAUGAGAAGCUGGAAGGAGACGCUGCUUUGGACAAGUCCUUACGUGAGAUGUAUUCGAAUGCUGAUGAGGAUAUGAGACGUGCCAUGAGCAAAUCCUUUGUGGAAUCAAAUGGGACUGUACUGUCGACAAACUGGAAAGAGGUUGGGGCUAAGACAAUCGAGAGCACUCCUCCGGAUGGUAUGGAGCUCAAGAAAUGGGAGAUCUAAUCUUCCUCAUGGUCCCUUUUCUUCAUGUAAUGAGGAUCCUAAGGUUUCUUUGCUUUUGUCAAGUAUGGCUUUCUCUUCACAACUUUUUUGAUUUUUCAUCUGAAUAUCCACAUAUCACUAUUCUCAAGUGUCUUGUUAAAACCAUAUCCGCAAAACUAAAUAGCCAAAGGCAAGUAGGCAACUGUAUAUGAGAUUUUCCUACCAAGGGAAGAUGAACUUGUAUGUCAAA
Molecule: messenger RNA, 1534 nt
Organism: Brassica napus (rape)
Lineage: Eukaryota; Viridiplantae; Streptophyta; Magnoliopsida; Brassicales; Brassicaceae
Product: protein SGT1 homolog A-like
Exons: 9
Coding region: 259-1305 (348 amino acids)
Biological process (GO): protein stabilization; defense response to fungus
Cellular component (GO): nucleus; cytoplasm
Molecular function (GO): protein-folding chaperone binding
Source: RefSeq, a predicted model, not a curated record